Lingula anatina is the source of this 1568-nucleotide messenger RNA. Its product is annotated as phosphopentomutase. Gene Ontology annotation, cellular component: nucleus. Gene Ontology annotation, biological process: carbohydrate metabolic process; purine ribonucleoside salvage. Lineage: Eukaryota; Metazoa; Brachiopoda; Lingulata; Lingulida; Lingulidae. The record is from RefSeq and is a predicted model, not a curated record. Gene Ontology annotation, molecular function: phosphopentomutase activity; magnesium ion binding.
AUUUACUCGCGGAUGGAUUUCGCAUAAAGGUUGUUAGGCUCGCUAGCCGGUGUCAUCUAGCUGUGUGUUUCGUGUGGUUGUGGUGAAGAAGAUAAGAACAAGUCAUCAAACGAAGUAUAGGUGUGACACAUUUAUUCUUGUUCACACAUUUCUUAUUGCAAAGCAAAAAACGAACGGGCUUUUGCAAGAUGUCAUUCAGUACUGGGGAUUCCGUGCUUGAUUCAACAUUGACCGACUGGCUGCGAUGGGACCAGAACCCUGAAUCCAAGUCUUUCAUUGAGAAACUGAUAGAAAGUAAUAAUGUGGAUGAACUGCGUAAUAGAUUGCUGAAGAGAAUGGAAUUUGGAACUGCAGGUUUGCGUGCAAAGAUGGGAGCUGGUAACUCUAUGAUGAAUGACUUGACAAUCAUACAGACAUCACAGGGAUUGGCAAUGUAUUUGGUCAGCUCUUCUCCCCAUGUAAUAGAAAAAGGAGUGAUGAUUGGGUUUGAUGCCAGACACAAUAGCCAAAGGUUUGCACAGCUGGCUGCCAUUGCUUUCCUCCAGAAGAACAUCCCUGUUUACCUGUUUUCACAGAUAUGCCCAACCCCUUUUGUUCCAUAUGCCACCGUGAAGCUAGGGUGUGUGUGUGGUAUUAUGGUCACCGCAUCCCAUAACCCUAAGGAGGAUAAUGGAUAUAAGGUUUACUGGGAAAAUGGCGCUCAGAUUAUAUCUCCACACGACAAAGGGAUUUCCAAGAGUAUCACUGAGAACCAAGAACCUUGGCCUGAAGCCUGGAAAACGGACAGUCUGGAUAGUAACCCACUUCUUAAGCAACCUUUUGAAGAAAUCAAAUCCUCCUAUUUCCAGGAACUGCAAAAAAUCUGCUUUUUCAAAGAACUGAACCCAUCUUCCCCACUGAAGUUCACCUACACAGCCAUGCAUGGUGUGGGUUAUCAGUUUGCUGUGAGUGCAUUUGAGGCAUUUCAUUUCAAGCCCUUCACUCCAGUUUUGGAACAGAUAGUUCCUGACCCAGAGUUCCCUACAGUGAAGUUCCCAAAUCCUGAAGAAGGGAAGAGUGCACUGGAUUAUGCCAUGAAGACAGCUGAUGAAAACCACAGUAUGGUGAUACUAGCCAAUGACCCUGAUGCUGACCGCUUGGCAGUGGCUGAAAAGCAACCAAGUGGAGAGUGGCAUGUGUUUACUGGCAAUGAACUGGGGGCAUUGUUUGGAUGGUGGCUGUGGUUUACCUUUAAGAAGGCAAAUCCAACAGAAACUGGGGCUGAUGUUUACAUGUUUGCCAGUACUGUGUCCUCUAAGAUCCUUCACAGCAUGAGCAAAAAGGAAGGUUUCAAUUAUGAGGAGACACUGACAGGGUUCAAAUGGAUGGGAAAUCGUUCACAUACGGUGAUACAAGAAAAGAAACGCGUGGUGUUUGCCUUUGAAGAGGCUAUAGGUUUCAUGUGUGGGUCCAUGGUACUGGAUAAAGAUGGCGUCAGUGCUGUGGCAGUGUGUGCCGAGAUGGCUACGUAUUUAUAUCACAACAACCUCACCAUUAUGAAGCAGUUAGACAAGAUAUAUGAAAUGUGA